AUGUCGUCCGAGAAGGCCCAGAACCCGAUGCGGGAGCUCCGCAUCCAGAAGCUCGUCCUGAACAUCUCCGUCGGCGAGUCUGGUGACAGGCUGACCCGCGCCGCCAAGGUGUUGGAGCAGCUGAGCGGUCAAACCCCCGUCUACAGCAAGGCUCGUUACACCGUCCGUCAGUUCGGUAUCCGCCGUAACGAAAAGAUUGCUGUCCACGUCACUGUCCGCGGCCCCAAGGCCGAGGAGAUUCUGGAGCGUGGCCUGAAGGUCAAGGAAUAUGAGCUCCGCCGCCGCAACUUCUCCGAGACUGGCAACUUCGGCUUCGGUAUCUCCGAACACAUCGAUCUCGGCAUCAAGUACGAUCCCAGCAUCGGUAUCUACGGCAUGGACUUCUACUGCUGCAUGACCCGCCCCGGUGAGCGCGUCGCCAAGCGCCGCCGCUGCAAGAGCAGGAUCGGUGCCAGCCACCGCAUCACCCGCGAGGAGACCAUCCGCUGGUUCAAGCAGCGCUUCGAUGGCAUCGUCCGGUAA
Thermochaetoides thermophila DSM 1495 is the source of this 522-nucleotide messenger RNA. RefSeq names its product 60S ribosomal protein uL5. The transcript has 3 exons. Gene Ontology annotation, molecular function: structural constituent of ribosome; RNA binding. Gene Ontology annotation, cellular component: cytosolic large ribosomal subunit; ribosome. Bases 1 to 522 code for a protein of 173 amino acids. The record is from RefSeq and is a predicted model, not a curated record. Gene Ontology annotation, biological process: translation. Lineage: Eukaryota; Fungi; Ascomycota; Sordariomycetes; Sordariales; Chaetomiaceae.